AUGGAAAUUCGUCUACAUCUUGUCUCGUUCGGAGAUCUGAGAGAGCGAACAGUCGCCAGGAGCGUAGCCAGGCCGAUCAGCUCUUGGGCCCGGGAAUACUGCCAUAAGCUUUUGUUGGGUAGCAAUACGGAUGGCGAGCAAUCCAAAGCCGAAUGUAGAGUCGUGCGCGAAUGCUUGCAAGCAACAAUGAACUAUCGGGUUGCAAAGACAUGCUUUUGUUUUUUGACCACAAUAGCUCAAGUGCUGUCGAAAUAUGACGAGAUUUUUGAGCAGGCUCAACCAAAUACAUCAUAG
Molecule: messenger RNA, 294 nt
Organism: Heterobasidion irregulare TC 32-1
Lineage: Eukaryota; Fungi; Basidiomycota; Agaricomycetes; Russulales; Bondarzewiaceae
Exons: 2
Coding region: 1-294 (97 amino acids)
Source: RefSeq, a predicted model, not a curated record